Lucilia cuprina (Australian sheep blowfly) is the source of this 11403-nucleotide messenger RNA. Its product is annotated as microtubule-associated protein futsch. The record is from RefSeq and is a predicted model, not a curated record. NCBI's taxonomy places the organism in Eukaryota, Metazoa, Arthropoda, Insecta, Diptera, Calliphoridae. Bases 447 to 10934 code for a protein of 3495 amino acids. Gene Ontology annotation, molecular function: protein binding. The transcript is spliced from 7 exons.
AACUUGCAAACAAAUUAAUUGAUUUGAUUAAAUAAUAAUAAAAUUAAUAAAAAUAUUUAAUAAAACCUAAAAUAUUAUUAUUAAAACAGAAAUCAAGUGUUCUAAUAAAAAUAAAACGAAAAAGUGUGCUAACGAACCCUAAAGAAAUCCAGGAUAUUUAUUUAUUACGCCAUUAAAGGUCUUAAGGCCAAAAAAAGGAUUAAUUCUUAUUUGAAAAUUUUGAACAGAAAUAAAAACGAAUUUUUAAAAGUUAAAAAAUAAAUAAAACGAAAUUGUGUUAAGGAAUAUUUCUUUUAUAGAAAUUCUUAAAAUAAACAAAACCAAAAUACUUUGAGUGUGUUUUAAAAACUUACAAAAUUUGGAACAAUUGCCAGCAGCCUUUAAGAAAAGGAAAAAUAAUUGGAUUUUUUAAGAAUUUGUCAAGUGUAAAAGGUUUCAACAACAAGAUGACAAGAAAGCGUUCGAGUCCCAUGGGACUCGAAAUAUAUUUGCCAGUUUUACUGGCAUUUAUAAUGUUGCCAUUAUUAGCUCAAGCUGCUCCUUUACAAGAUUACACAGAAAUUCAACAAUAUACUGAAGGCUGCUACUACAACUACAAUCAUUACAAUGAAGGCGAUAGAAUCAUGACAAAUGAGCCCUGUUUGAAUUGUACGUGCCACAAUAAGAUGCUCAUGUGCUAUUUGCGUGUAUGCCCGUUCACCAAGCCCAUUGGACAUGACUGCAUAGUGGAGAAACGUGAGGAUCAAUGUUGUCCAAUCAUUACAUGUCCCGAAGUUCCUGUCGAUGUUGCUCAUAUUGCUCCCGUACCUGGCACAGAAUUGAGUUUCCCUGAGAAGUUUGGCUGCAGUAUUGAUGGUAAAUUCUAUUUGGAAGGUGCUCAAGUUCCAUCAAAUCCCAACAAACCUUGUGAACUUUGUUAUUGUAUUAAGAAUCGUACGUCCUGUUUAAUGCAAGAAUGUACAUUACACAUUGAUGGCUGCACUCCAAUUUACAAUAAGGGUUCUUGCUGUCCAGUACGCUAUAAUUGCGACCACGAAAACGACGUACUCGAAUUGGAAGACCAUUCUACCACAACUGAAGCUACUACAACCACAACCACUGAACGUCCUACUACAGGUUUCAUUCUUACCAGCACCAUGUCUCCCUCUGUUUCAACCGAUUGUGUUCAUAAUGGCGAAUUAUAUGCUGAUGGUGCUCGCAUUGCUGGCGAAACUGCUUGUGAAAACUGUUAUUGUAUGCGUGGUGAUAUCAUUUGUGCCGUUCAAGAAUGUCAUAUGCCUAUGCUUAAUGGUAAUGGUAAAACAUGCCACGCUUUGCCUGCAGCUGAAGGUGAAUGUUGCCCCAGUAAUUAUGUUUGCGAAGACGACACUGCCACUACACAAAUUAUUGAAGCCACUACCUUGCCUUAUGGUAGCCUCGAUGAAAAUGAAAAGAUUACUACUGCCGCUCCAGUCAAGGAUCUUCAUAGUGCCAUACCCGAAGAAGAUUUGCAAUUGCAAACUCAUAUCGAUGAAGAGGAGACUGCAACUAAGGCCCCCUCAACUGAAGGUGAAUCAGAAGAAAAGGAAGAAGCCACAGAAGCUGGCAUUAUCGGUAAACCAACUGAUGAACCAAUUACCGCUACUGAAGAUCAAGGAAAACAAGAUGAUGCUGAACAAGAUUCCGUUACUAAGGUUUCUGAAGAAGCCGAAGCAACAACUGUAUCUUCGACAGAUAUCAAACCUAUUGAAGGUGAAGAGUUUGUUACUUCUGCUCCAAGUAGUGCUGAUGAAUUACCUGAUCAUCAAAUUACCACUAUUGAGGAUCAAGAAAAACAAGAAGUCGCUGAACAAGAAUCAGUUACUAAGGUUUCCGAUGAAACUGAAGCAACAACUGUAUCUUCGACAUAUGUCAAACCAACUGAAGGUGAAGAGUUUGUUACCACUGCUCCAACAAGUGCUGAUGAACUACAAGAAUCUUCAACUGUAUUAUCUCUUGGUGGUGAUAAUGAAAGUAAAACUGAAUCAUCUGAAGAAAUCGUUACUAAAUCACCCGCUCAAGAAGAAGAACAUGCUGAUGAAGAAGCAGUUACUAAAGUUCCUAUUGCUGCUGAUGAAAUCUCUACUGACUCUACUGCUAGUGGUGAAGAAUAUGAUACCGACACAUCUGAAGAAGGCAAACCUGAACACGAAGAAUCCGUUACCAAGAUUCCUGCGGUUGAUGCUGUAGAAGGUCAAUCAGCUUCAGAAGUCACUCCAAGUGAAGAUGUAUCAGAAGUAUCCACUGAAUCCUCCGAUGAAGUUAAACCUGUUGCCGGAGAAGAACUUGUCACAAUGGUACCUACUCUUGGUGAUGAAGGUAUCUCAACCGAAUCCGUUACGGAAGCUGGUGAGAAAAUUGCUCCUAUGGAUAUGGAACAUACAACUGAGACUAUCGAAGAAGCAGCUACCAAAAUUCCAUUUGCUGUUGGACAACAACAUGAUGAGUUUGCUACAGAAGCUCCUGUUCAAUCAUCUGAAGAGCAAUCGACUGGAAUUUCUGGUGAAGAAGCCGAUGAAUUAUCUACCAAAGCUCCCACAGCUGAAGAAGAAGUAUCAAUUGCUGGUAAACCUGAAGAACAAGAAUCUCAUACCACAGGAGAAGAGGAUGUCGCCACAACAGCAGCUCCUGGCAAUGAUAUUAUCGAAGAUGAGCAAUUAUCUACUGAAAAACCCAAAGAUGAUGUUAAACCAGAAGAAGAAGAAAAAGAACAACAAGAAGCAGUUACAAUGUUACCUACAACAGGACAAGAACCGGCCGAAGAAACCAAACCACAUGGCGAAGAAGAAUCUUCUUCCGAAACCUCGGUUGAAUCUGAAGAAGCUGAUAUGGUUACUAAACUUCCUGUUUCUUCUGAUGAAGAGCAACUAUCUGCAACGACAGCUCCUGAAGUUGAAGAAGAAAAAGAAGAUAAGGAACCAACUCAAGCUCCUGUUGAUAUUGCCUCUGUAUCUACUGAAGAAGGUAUUGAAAGCUCUACCGAAGUGUCUGAAGAAGCAUCUGGUGAAGGAAAACCAGUUGACGCUUAUAAUGAACAAAUUGAUAUUACCACAGGAGCUCCUACUAAAUCUGAAGAAGACCACACUACCAUUCCUUCAGCAGAAGACAAACCUGUACUUGCUGACGAAUUGGGCAGUGGUGAUCAUGCUGACGAAGUACUAUCCGAAACUUUUGUUCCUACUACUGAGUCUGUAACUUCUAUUCCUCUAUCACAAGAAGAAUAUGCCACGGCUAAACCAUUCACACCAACAGAAGGCGAAGGAGACUCUACAGAAGUAUCUGGAGAAUCAGGAGAAUCUGAAGAAGAUACAAAACUUAUGGAUCUUACUACAGUUAAACCUUCUACUUUCGAUGUUACAACAUCUGCUGAGGAAAUCAAGGUUGAUCAAGAUAAAUUGGAUAUUACCACAGAAAAGCCCGCUAUUUCCGAAUAUACAACAUCUGCUGCUGAAGUUUCCCAAGACAUCUCUGAAGAAGAAGAAGAAACAGCUACCAUAACGCCUUCAGAAGAAGAGAUUUCAUUCAGUACCAGUACUCCAAUUAAGAUUGCUGAUGAAGAUAAAACCGAAGAAGAAUCUUCUGCCGAAGACAAAAUUGAUAUUACCACAAUGGCUACAUCGCUUGAAGAGAAACUUCCAACAGAAGAAACUAUUAAAGUUGAUUCCGAGGCUUCCAUUUCGAGUACACCUAGUGCUGUUGAUGAAUCUGAAGAAACAAGUGGUGAAGAACACAAAAAUAAACCCGAAAGUACUGAAGAAUCUCUUGAAUCAGAAGAUAUUACCACUCACAAAACUAUUGAAGAAGCCGAUCAAGAAACCACAUCAACACCAACUGUUCAUAUUAUUACAGAAGCAGAGGAAGAUCAACACAAAGUUAUGCCAGAAACAAGUGAUCACAAAGUUGAAGAAACAACUGGAAUUACAGAUAGUCCAAUGGUCAUUAUUGAAGACAUGUCAGCCUUUACGACACCAGAACCAAAUGUUCAAGAAGAUAUUAGAAAAGAAACCGAAACUGAGGAAGUUGAACAAACUGCUACCCAAAAACCAUCAAUUGGUGAAGAAUCUUCAACAUCCGCCACAAUUAAACCAAGUGUCGAACCAUCAAAUGUUGAAGAAAUGCCAGAUAUGCAAUUGCCUUCAGUUAUUCCAGGUGAAGGAGAUUGUUUGGUUGGACAGAAAACUUAUGAAAACAAUACCAUUGUUCCUACUUCUGACCAAUGUGAAAUUGUAUGCAAAUGUGUUAGCAGCAUUGUUACUUGUGAACGCGUUAAAUGUGAUAUUCCUGAAAAUGUUGAACAAUGCAAAUUGGAUGAAACUAGUACCAACAAGUGCUGCCCUUCAUAUAUUUGCGAUGUUGACGGUUUACCUACUAAGAGUGAAGAUAGCAUUGAAUCAGUUGAAGAAGAUGAGGAUGAAGAAACUCAAUACACAACAACUGAGGCUCCUCACAAACUUUCUGUAAAACCAACUGUUGAAGAUGAAGCCGAUAUUGAAAAAUCUGACACUACUAGCGUUAAACCUUCUUUAGCAUCUGAAGGUGUUAGUAUUCCUGAAAUUGAAAUGCCAGUUGCUAGUACUGAGGAACCAAUGUCACAUGUUAAGGACGAAGAAGAAUUUGAGCAACAUACUAUUAAAACUCCUAUUGAAACUAUCGCUGAGGACAAAAAGGAUAUUAUUGCUGAAGAUGAGACACCUACUACACCAGCCGCUGUUGUCGAGGACAUUGUUGUACCUCAAUCAAUGGUACCGGUUGAAACAUCUGAACAAGAACCACAAGAAAUUGUUACUGAAAAGGCUCAAGUUGAAGCAGCAGAAAAGGAAACUGUUGCGGAACACCCUGUUGAUCAACAGCAAUCAGAAGAAGAAUUGGACGAACAUACUACAUUCGCACAUGGUCUCGUCGAUUCCACAACAGAUUCUAUGGUACAUGUCCCUAGUGAUGAAACAGAAGAAAGUGAAACUCAAACUACACCAGCAGUACCUUCAUCUGAUGAAUAUCAUACUGUUAAACCAAUUGAAGAAGAAAAAGAAGAAGAACCUGAAAGUCAAACAUUGCCUACCUCAUCAACAGAAGAAGAAGCUGACGUUACCGAAGAAAUUCCUGAAGAACAUGAAGCUCAUACUUCUGCUCCUUCUGUGCCAUUAUCCGAAGAAGAAAAGGAAAUAGAAACACAAACUUAUCUUCCAUCCCUUUCAUCCGAAGAUGACAAAGAGAAAGAAACACAAACUGUUCUUCCAUCUAAAUCAUCUGAAGAAGAUAAAGAGUUAUCCGAAGAGACAGAAGAAACACAAACUGUUCUUCCUAUUGGAUCUCAUGAAGAAAAGGAACCUUCCAAAGAAUCAGAAACUCAAACUGCUUUCCCUAUUGCUAGCGAUGAAGUUUACACAUUGGCACCAUCUGUUGAAGAAACAUCAUCUGAAAAACAAGAAGAAGUUGCGGGUACUGAAAGUACAACUCCAGCUAGGGAUACUGAAUUCACAACUGCUGAAAAGGAGCACUCUGCUGAAGAUUCAAGCGAAAAUAUAUCAGAAUUUACAACUGCUGCACCAUUUAGGGAUCACGAUGCAGAAACUGAUGAAGAAGAUAUCACUCUUACAACAGCUGUUCCUUCAAUGGAUGGCUCUGAAUAUUCAACAUCUACUACUAAAAAACCAUUUGAGGAAAUCGAAGAUCACACAAUAUCUUCAGAAGUUAAGGAUCAUACUGAUGCUGCAUUGUUGGAUAAUGUUGAAAGCGCAUUCGGUUCAACAAGCACUUCGGUUCCAGAAGGACAAAAAGAAGAUCAUACCGAAGAAGAUAUGUCAUCUACCGCUGUGCCAACCGUAUUUGAAAAAGAUGAAGUUCAUACAAUUGCUCCAUCCACAGAAGGCGAUAAUGCAACUGUUAAACCUACCGGAGAAGAAGAAUCAGUCGAAGAAGAAUUCGAUCGCACUACUGUUGCUUCCGAAACUAGUGAUGAAGCAUCCGUGGAAUCAGUUACUUCAAUGGGAGAUGAAUCUUUGGAAUAUACUGUUGCUCCUAUUGUUCAUGAUGAGCUUAAGGAAACAUCUGAAGAUUCCGGUGUUCAAGAUUCCACACCUUUCACUCCUAUUAGCGAAUCUCAAGAAGAUGAACAACCUGAUACCCAAACCUCCAUUACUGCCUCAGAAGAACAUACUCUUGCUCCAUCUUCUGAAGAAUCAAUUAUAGAAGAUAAAGAAAAAGAAAUUCAAACUACAGUUGUUCCAACCUCUUACGACGAAACUUCAGUUCAAACUACACCUACACCUUCAAAUACUGAUAUUGCUUCAGAAAAACCUAUUGACUUUGAAACCAAAAUUGAUACAUCUUCGUCAGUUCCUUCAAUGGAUGAAGUACAUACAGAUAUUCCAUCUCAUGAUGUUGUUGAAGAUAUAUCCGUCACUACAGCCGCUUUCCCUGUUGAUAAGAUUGAUGAACACAAAGAAUUGGCAGAGGACCACACAAUUACCUCAUCUACAGAUGUUUCUAUAGAAGAACAAACUGAGUCCACUGAAGAAGAAAUCACAAGUGCACCAGUUGAAAAGGUCACCGAAUCCACUAAAGAAAAGACUACCAUACCCUCAAUUGAAGAUACUCAAGGUGAAUUGGAACCAUCUAUGGCUCAUACUGUGGCUCCUUCAGUUGAAGAAGAAUCAGUUACCAAAUCUCCUAGCGCUUCAGAUGAAUAUACACCAGAAGAUAUUGAACACAUGACACACGGACCUUUCACAUCAGAUGAAACCACUUCUGAAGUAAUUUCUUCUGAAGAAGAUAUGAAGGAAGAUGAACCUUUGGUUUCUGAAGCCGACAAAGAGAAACCAACAAGUGCUCUCGAUGAAUCAACCACAGUUGCACCAGGUGCGGAAAUUGAAGUUCAAAGCACUCAAUCUCCAGUUAAACAACCUUCUUUGGAUCUAUCUGAAGAAGCAUCUGGAGAAUCUAUUGAAUCUGAAGAAGAAAUUGGCACUGAGCCAACCAAGAUCCAACAUAUUGGCGAAUUUGUUACUGAACGUGUGGAAGAAGCUACCUCUAUACCAACACUCCAAUCUAGCAGUGAGGAAGAAGAUAAAGAAGCUUCUGGAGAGGAAGGUGAAGAAAUGGAAAUAGGCACUGAAACACAUGAACCAGAUGUUGAACAUGAAGUUGAAUUGUUUGUUACCACAGAGCAUGCCGAGCAACCUGCUGUUGAAGUAUCCACCGAUAAAUUAUCAGAGGAAGAAAUUAGUCCAGUUACAAAAGCUCCCAUUGCAGAUGAAGAAUCUGCAACUAAAAAACCUAUUUCAUCAGAAGAUUCCGUUCAGCAAACAGAAGAAGAUGUUAUUCCAAGUGUCACCAAAGCUCCUAUGGCAGAAUCUGAAGAUGUCACCACUCAACAUCCUGAUAAAUAUGAUAAUGAAAAUAUUACAGUUAAACAGGAAGAAGAACAAGAUAUUCUAUCCGUUACUAAAGCUCCUGUAUCUGAUGAACAUAUUGAACAUGUUACUGAUCAACAAUCAGAAAGCGAAGAAGAAACUGAAUUGGGUGAACAUGUUACAACUGAAGUAUCCAAGGAAGAAGUAUUAACUGUUACUCAAGCUACAGAGUUAGAAGGAUUUGAAGGUGUUUCAUCUGAACAACCUGGAGCUCAAGAUAUGGAAUAUGUUACUAAAGCUCCAAUUGCUGAGGAAGAGACUGAAAGUGAAGAAGACAUUUCAACUGUUACCAAAACUCCUAGUGAUAUUGAAGUUGUUACUGAUAAACAGGUUGAAGAACAAGAUAUACUCGAUGUCACUAAAGCUCCUGUUUCUGAACAGGAAAGUGUCACCAAAUCACCAAUGGAAUCUGAAGAACUUGAACAUGUUACUACUCAAGAAUCUGAAGAACAACAUGUCGAACCUUCUGUCACUAAAGCUCCUUUGGCUGCCGAUGAAAUUGAACAUGUUACCGCUCAACAAGCUGUCGAUACUGAAGAUAUUGAUUCUAUUUCUGUCAAACAACCAGAACUUGAAGAAGAUACUUCUGCAUUUACUCAAGCUUCUGUUAUUUCAGAAGAAGAAUCAGAGAGUACAGAAGAUAUUGAAAGGCCAACUACAAUAUUACCCACGCAAGCUGAAGAAAUUUCUGAAGUUACUGUUUCUCACGUUCCCACAGAAGAUAUUGAACAAACAACUGCUUCACACAUUCAAGAAGAACUUUCUGGCCAGGACAUUGAAACUUCUACGGAUAAACAACCUGCAGAUACUGAUAUGGCUACAACUAAACCAUCGGAAGAAAGCUCAGAAACUUCAGAUAUCACUAAAGUGCCUGAAAUAUUGGAAGAUACUGAAGCUACUACAUCUAAAUUCCCAGUUCAUGCCGAUGAAAUCUACGAUGUUUCAGUUUCUGAAAAACCAACCUCUGAAGAUGAGGAAGAAAGUGAAGACGAUGCUGAUAAGACUGAAAAAUAUACUACUCAAGUAUCUACAGUGGCUGAGCAAGAAGUACAUGCAGAUACAACUACCAAAUUACCCGAACUGGCUGAACAUAUUACUGAACUACCAACUAGAGAUACUGAAUCAGAUCUGGAAUCUCAUGAUCAAGUUACUGAAAUGCCUGUUGUUGCGGAGGUUUCAACCGAUAAAAUGCCUGAACUUACUGAACAAGAGUCUGAAUUGCCAACUAGUGAUACUGAAUCCGCAGAUGGCGAAUCUCAUGAAGAAUCAACUGAAGUUCCUAUGGGCGCCGAAGUAUCAACAGACAAAAUUGCUGAAUUACCAGCAAAGGAUACUAAAUCAGAUGAAGAAUCUCAUGAAGUGUCUACCGAAUUACCAGUUUUCGCUGAAAAAUUACCAGAACUUUUUGAACAUGUCACCGAGGUACCAACUAAGCACGACGUAUCAGAAGAAGAGGAAUCCCAAGCUACUGAAUUACCUUUGGGUGCCCAUGUAUCACUUGAUAAACUACCCGAACAUGUUACUGAGUUACCAACAAAAGGUGUUGAAUCUGAUGAAGCAACCACUGUCUUACCUGUGGUCGCUGAAGAAUCUACUGACAAAUUGCCUGAACAUGAUGUUGAAUUACCAACUAAAGAUACGGAACCAGAAGAAGACGAUAAAUUACAUGAACAAGGCACUGAAUUGCCUAUUGAUGCUCAAGUUUCAACCGACAAUUUACACGAGCACAUCACAGAAUUGCCAACCAAAGAUAUCGAAACUGACGAAGAAUCCCAUGAACAUGCUACUGAUUUACCUGUCAGCAGUGAAGUGGUCACUGAUAAAUUAUCCGAUCAUGUUACAGAAUUGCCUGUGGUCACUGAAGUAUCUACUGAUAAAUUGUCUGAACAUGAUGCUGAGACACCAACUGAAGUCACAGAGUCGGAAGAAAAGGAUAAACCACAUGAGCAUGCCACCGAAUUACCUAUCGAUGCGCAUGUUUCAACCGACACAUUACCCGAACAUAUCACAGAAUUACCAACUAAAGAUAUCGAAUCUGAUGAAGAGUUCCAUGAACAAGCUACUGAAUUGCCUGUCAGCGGCGAAAUGGUCACUGAUAAAUUAUCUGAACAUGUCACAGAAUUACCAACUAAAGAUAUCGAAUCGGAAGAGGAAUCUAGUGAACAUGCUACUGAAUUGCCAGCCUCCUCUGAAGAUAAAUUACCAGAAUUGCCAACAAAAGACACUGAAUCGGAAGAAGAAUCGCUCGAACAAGCCACUUUAUUACCUGUCGAUGUUCAUGUUACAACUGACAAAUUCCCCGAAUUUGUCACCGAAUUACCAACCAAAGAUGUUGAAUCAGAAGAAAAAGUUCAUGAAGAAGCAACUGUGGUGCCUGUGUCCGAUGAAGUAUCCACCGAUAAACUACCUGAACAUAUCACUGAAAUACCAACUAAAGAUGUUGAGUCUGAAGAAGAAUCCCAUGAAGAAGCAACUGAAUUGCCUGUUGUUUCUCCAGUAUCAACUGACAAAUUACCUGAGAUUGCAGAACAUGUCACUGAAUUGCCAACUAAAGAUGUUGAAUCAGGUGUUGAAGGUCAUGGAGAUACCACUGAAUUUCCUUUGGUCGCACAUGAUGUUCCUACACUUGGACAAGCUGUUGAACAAUCUACAGAAAGUGCAUCUAAGGAAGAAGAAUCUGCUGAAGAAACAUCAACUGAAGCAGCUGAAGAUAUUAGCUCAGUUAAAUUGCAACCAGCAACAACAGUACAUCCCCUAUUCCAACAUCAUACAACAUUGCCUUCAGUUGCUAUCGAUAGCCGAAUUGAUGACACUAGUUCUCACACUACCCCAGUUCCCGCCAAGGAAGAAGAAACAUACACCACCCCCACAGCAACAACAACAGUCAGCAGUUCGACAUCAGAACCAGUCACUACAUCUGCUCCACACUAUCAACCACAACCACCAAUUUAUGGUAAACCUCCACAAUAUGGUCCCACACAAUACGAAGACGAAUACACUGAUGAAGAUGAGGGCGAAGUCUUUGGUCCUGGCACUUGUCGUUAUGGUGGCAAACUUUAUGUAUCUGCCCAACAAAUACCACGUGAUGAUCCUUGCGACUUCUGUUUCUGCUUCCGCAGCGAUAUCAUCUGUUUGCAACAAUCUUGUCCACCACCAAUUGCCGGUUGUCACGAAGAGCCCAUUUCCGGUUUCUGUUGUCCCCGCUACGAAUGUCCGGUUUCCAUGGCAACCGUACUCAAUAUUACAACAAGUACCACAACGACAAGUACCACUUUACCACCACAUUUCCUACAUCACUCUUAUGGAAAUAAUGUACAACGUAAUGGUUGUCUCAUCAAUGGCAGAUCAUAUAGAGUGGGUGAGAAGAUUGAAUCAACAAGUGGUCCAUGCAUUAAUUGCACAUGCGGCGGUGAUGGUAAAAUGAAAUGUGAUCCCCAGGCUUGUGUUCCUGAACCUACCAUGCAACAAGUAAUGGCUGUUGUAGCGGCUGGUCGCAAAAGAUGAACCCCUAGCCAUGCUAAUUUAAACUAAUUAUUAAAUUUUUUAUAUAAAUUAAGAUUAAUACAGUUACAAAACAAAAAAAUUCUUUACCACAACAAUCCUUCCCCUUAUCCGUUUUCCAACACAACUACACCAAAUCAACUGCGAAAAUAAUACUAUUUUCUCCACUCACUAAAUAUAAUAACGACCAACGACUUGAACAAGUUUUAACGGAAAACAAUCACAAUUUUUGAAUGAAAUUUUAAUUAACAAUUAACUGUUAGCAAAUAGGUGCCAAUAUAUAAAGCGGACAUACGAUUUUUAGACUCCCUCUUUUAUUCAAACCAUUGAGAUGCAAAUUUAAUAAUUACGAAUGAAUUAGCUUAUUUGAAGCAACCAGUGAUAUUGUACUGUAUACAUAGUAUAGGUGCAAUUAAUUAAGUGAACACGAAAAAAAAAACAAAACAAAAACGCACACAAAAAAAUUUAUAUA